UCGGGUAAAUUGUCAAUAUGUUUGGAUGUUUGUCACUCUUCUCUCUGUUAAAAACAUCAAAACUUUUUGUUUUCGUUUCUUAAUUUGCAUAAAAAAUGAUCGAAAUUGUGGCAAAAUUGGUGCGCGAACAAACUCCAGUAUUUUUGUGUGGUGAAUCUGUCGAAUUGUUUAUAUCAUUCACGAAUCCAUCGUUGGCAGAGCACAGAAUUGCCCAGAGUAAUAAUGACAUUCUAGAGAACUUAGCAUGGGCGACAGGUCAAAUACACUGCUACCGCAGCUCGACCGAUACGGAUAAGCCAACCGACUAUUCGCAAAUAUUUUCUGCCGAAACAGCUCUAAAUGCAUCAAGUCAUGGACAAGGGAACGUGGUCUUGGCCACAGAACCGAAAAUUCUAUUCUGCGACCUUCGUCUCGCGGUCGGCGAAUCAAAAUCUUAUUUGUUCAAAGAAGUGCUUCCUAUGUCCAGCCCACCAACAUAUCGUGGCAUUGGCAUCAAAUAUUUCUACAAGCUCACCAUCGCAACCCAGCGGGUCGGAUCGAAGGUGCAAAUUUUACGCGUUCCAAUACGAGUGCUGUCACUACCGACCGUCAUUCGUUCCGAUGAUGUGCCAGCGCUGUGCAACGAAACCAACGAAGAACUGGCACCGACCAAUCCAUUUCUGGAGAAGCGCAAAACCGAAACAAAACUGGAAAUCGCUCUGCACCAUCUACAGAACAUAACGGCACGACGACGACCGAAUUUCUAUUUGAUAUCGAAUAAGCGCGGCCGUGUCGGUCGAUUCUGUCUAUUCAAACCGGUUUACAAAUUGGGCGAAGAUAUUGUGGGAACGUUAGACUUUACUUGUCGAACUGUGCGUUGCGUUCAGGUGUCUGUAACGCUUCAGUGUGAAGAGAUUUUGUUGUCGAAGCAAUCGAAAGGUGGAGCGACACCGAAAUCGACCGACGAUUCAAGCAAUUCAUCACAGCAAACGGCUGAGGUUAGCGGUAAAAUUAUGAAUUUCACAAAACACCACGAAGUGUGUGUGGGACUGCUGCAGACUCAGAUGAUUUUGCCGGUUCCUUUACAUGUUACGCCUUCGUUUUCAACUCCAUUAGUUGACGUACGAUGGAGACUGCACUUCGAAUUUGUGACGAGCACGAGUGAGUCGCUGACACCGCUUCAUGUAGACGAAAAUAAUUGGCAGGCACCGGUUGACAUUCCCAUCGAAACCAUGGUAUGGAAUCUUCCAAUCACACUGUAUCCAACAUCACCGAUGCAAAUCCUUCAGCAGUCCGGAAAGCAUUCGUUAAUCAUAAAGUGAAGCCUAAAAGGCACGUCGUCCAUCGCAACUUCCUUUAUUAUACAAAAAAGAGAACCUCACAAAUAUACACCGUUAUCAAUCCGAAUCCGA
Bradysia coprophila is the source of this 1391-nucleotide messenger RNA. RefSeq names its product RAB6A-GEF complex partner protein 2. The record is from RefSeq and is a predicted model, not a curated record. NCBI's taxonomy places the organism in Eukaryota, Metazoa, Arthropoda, Insecta, Diptera, Sciaridae.